Pyricularia pennisetigena is the source of this 1242-nucleotide messenger RNA. RefSeq lists its product as uncharacterized. Lineage: Eukaryota; Fungi; Ascomycota; Sordariomycetes; Magnaporthales; Pyriculariaceae. Gene Ontology annotation, biological process: lipid storage; lipid droplet organization. The record is from RefSeq and is a predicted model, not a curated record. Bases 1 to 1242 code for a protein of 413 amino acids. The transcript has 2 exons. Gene Ontology annotation, cellular component: endoplasmic reticulum membrane.
AUGGCAAGUUUGCCUUGGGCUUCACCAGACCAGCUGAAUUGGUUCAAAACAGCAUUAUUCAAUACUAAUGCAUCCCAACCACAGGAGUACGUCAAAGAUGGCUACCGCAUCGCAACCUCCAAGACGGCCCAGCGAACCAUGGUGCAAACCGUCUUCCUGUUCUCUGGCUCCAUAAUCCUGCUCUGUCUGUCAAGCCUCGCGUACAUAUUGUUUUACCGCAAUUAUCUCCCUGACCAGAUCACAACCAUUCCGCUGCACUUGCAGUACGGUCGUAUGGAGAAGCCAUUCGCGGUCGCUUCCCUUCAUGAUAGAAAUAUCAAGGAUUCUCAGGAAUACGACAUCACCGUGUCCCUAACGGUGCCACAUUCGCCGGCAAAUCUGGAGCGCGGCAACUUCAUGAUCUCGCUGCAUCUCGCAUCACUCUCCAAGUCCGAGAUCCGGCAGUCACAGAUACGACCUGAAGUCUUUCUCGAUUCACCAAAAGUCAUUUACUCGGAGGCACGGCCAGCCCUCCUGCCAUACACCUCCCCAAUAAUAUCGAUAGCGUCGCGGGUGGUCUUCCUGGGGUACUACUUACUGAGCUCGUCCUCUGAGACGACCGUACUGGUUAUCCCACUGGCAGAGAGUGUUGUGUUCGGCAUGGGGAAGGAUUACUUUCCAACGGCGCUUCUCGUACAGAUGGACUCGGGCACCGAAGCGCCGCUGCGUACCUAUGCGGCCAGCGUCACUUUUGCAGCACAGUUGAGCGGUCUGAGGUGGCUCAUGUACCGGCACUGGAUCGCAUCCUUCGUAGUAUUCACGACCCUUUUCUGGGUCUGCUCUGUCCUUUUCAUGCUCAUGGCCUGGCUCGUCAUGGGCAUGUUCUUCACACAUCGGCAGCCUGUCACGGCCGAGCUCACCCCGGCAACCAUCAAGAACGAGCCUCCCGAAGAAGAUGACAAGUACUACGUUGAUGGACCUACCAAGAAGGAAUUCGAAGACGAUGAGAUCAGCAGUCCGGUCUCACCGGGGACGCCAGGAACACAAAUUUCCAAGGGUCCUCCGCCUAGUUAUCGAUCAGGCAGCUCCAAGGCGAACAUGAGCACAGACCUGAGAUCUCCGGAUGCACAGGGCAAAGACGAUUAUGAAAAAAUGCAAGAGCGGUGGAAUAUGGAGCCUGGCGCGGGAGCUUCGGGGUAUGAGGGAGAGGCUGAGAGCGAACACAAGCUUCGCCGAAGGUCUUCUCAGAAGAGCAUCAGAUGA